AUGGCCCGCGUCCUCCCCGCGUCCUCCCGCCGCGGAGCGGACGGGCCACAGGUGGUGCGGGCGCCGCUCGCCGCCGGGAAAUGCGAGCUACCUGGGCAGGACUCCCAGGAGCCCUCCACACCCAGCUAUGUGCUGAAGGCGGCGCUGGGCAAGAAGGGGAAGGUGGCCCUGGCGUGGCCGCCGCUGUCCCGGUCCUGGAAGAGGGACCGUGAGCAGGCUCUGGCCGCAGCGUACAUGCCGGUGGUGGUGGACCUCAGGGGCCAGAGCCAGGACAAGUUCACCUUCAACUUCUACACCUCCCAGUACCCCAACACCCUGAGCCCCUUCUGCACCAUGCAGAAGCCCACGUGCGGCUACCUGUACCGCCGGGACACGGACCACACCCGCAAGCGCUUGGACAUGCCUCCUGCCAACGCGGUUCUGUGGCGGUCCUAG
Messenger RNA from Pipistrellus nathusii (Nathusius's pipistrelle), 435 nucleotides. The record is from the annotation of a GenBank genome assembly. NCBI's taxonomy places the organism in Eukaryota, Metazoa, Chordata, Mammalia, Chiroptera, Vespertilionidae.